Molecule: messenger RNA, 9590 nt
Organism: Cladocopium goreaui
Lineage: Eukaryota; Dinophyceae; Suessiales; Symbiodiniaceae
Source: the annotation of a GenBank genome assembly
AUGCCCACAGUUGAGACUGUCCAGAAGGUCGAUGCCCUUCGAACUGCCGACCGAAACCGUGCUUUUGACCUGACCCAGUGCGUUGUCGCAGAUGUGACUAACGCGGCCGCUUACAUCGUGCGAGCCAUUCUCCAGAUCCGCUCGGCCGCAUCGGCCUGCCCAGAGCCAAAGGCCUGUGCCAUUAACAUCAUGAAUAUCAUCUCCUCGUUUGCCUGGAUCUCCCAGUUCACGUCACUGGCUGUGUCUGAUUGCUGGGACAAGGGAAGCCAGAAGGCCUUGUGCGCGGCCGACAUCUCUGAUAUGGUUGCAGCUGUGACGAACGGUCCUGCUGCAGGCAUCGCAACCACCUCUGAUUGUGCAGACAUGCCCGAUCCGCUUGAAGAGGAGAAGCACUUGCCCAUGGAGAUGCUGUUGGAGGAAAUCCCAGAAAGUCCCAGCGCCAAACCAAGGCACUGGUACCUUGCUGGUGCCGGCCUUGCCCUGCUUGUGGUGCUUGGAGUGGCUGCCAAGGUUGUGUACCGCUCACCUGAGACCUUGCUGCAGUCCAAGAACUUCGACAUCAACACUGUCCAGGAAUGGGAGCAGAUCCCUGGAAUCGACCAGGUGGUGGAGCAUGCCAAGACCUUGGAAUUGAAGCAGCCGUUGCGAAAUCUCAACGACCUCUUCUACGAAUCUCAGCCGGAGGAGCUUCCUUGGAUCCGCACCGAGUGCGUCAUUGAUGUGGUUCAGGGAGCUGCUUACUUGGGCCAGGCUGUGGUCUUCCUUUACAAGGCCAUCAAAUAUGAUGGAAUUCGAUGCCCAGACAAUUCUCCAGCAGGUUGUGCUGCGAGUAUUGCGGGUUUCAUCACCUCAGUGACUUGGAUUGCCUCCUACCUGUCCUUCGCAGCAAAUGCAUGCGGUGCAGCGGUGAACUCUGGUGCCCUUUGUGCUGGCGACUGGACUGCUUUGAUGGCCAACUUCGGUGAAAUGGCCACUGUAGGAGCGGCUGUGAAGGAGGACUGCGACUUCAAUAAGGACUGGCUUGCUCUCCUCAAGAUCACUGGCACUGAUGAUGCAGGACCAGGAUGGAAGACUUUCGUCCCCGCUGGUGCUAUGCCCACAGUUGAGACUGUCCAGAAGGUCGAUGCCCUUCGAACUGCCGACCGAAACCGUGCUUUUGACCUGACCCAGUGCGUUGUCGCAGAUGUGACUAACGCGGCCGCUUACAUCGUGCGAGCCAUUCUCCAGAUCCGCUCGGCCGCAUCGGCCUGCCCAGAGCCAAAGGCCUGUGCCAUUAACAUCAUGAAUAUCAUCUCCUCGUUUGCCUGGAUCUCCCAGUUCACGUCACUGGCUGUGUCUGAUUGCUGGGACAAGGGAAGCCAGAAGGCUUUGUGCGCGGCCGACAUCUCUGAUAUGGUUGCAGCUGUGACGAACGGUCCUGCUGCAGGCAUCGCAACCACCUCUGAUUGUGCAGACAUGCCCGAUCCGCUUGAAGAGGAGAAUACUCUUUUCAAAGCAACGCUCGUUCGCUACCUUGCUACAGUGCUCAAGAUGAGCACUUUGUUGAACCUGAACGCAUGGAACCUCCACACCUUUGCGAGAAAGCUUGAACUCUGGGCCACCGCAGCACAUUUUGGCUUCAGUUCUGUGACGACUCUGCACUUCUGCACUCUCGGAAUCAUGGCGGAGCACAUGCAGCUUGCAACUGAAGAAGGUCAGGAGAUGCUGUUGGAGGAAAUCCCAGAAAGUCCCAGCGCCAAACCAAGGCACUGGUACCUUGCUGGUGCCGGCCUUGCCCUGCUUGUGGUGAUUGGAGUGGCUGCCAAGGUUGUGUACCGCUCACCUGAGACCUUGCUGCAGUCCAAGAACUUCGACAUCAACACUGUCCAGGAGCUUCCUUGGAUCCGCACCGAGUGCGUCAUUGAUGUGGUUCAGGGAGCUGCUUACUUGGGCCAGGCUGUGGUCUUCCUUUACAAGGUGCUGUCUGCCCACUGGACUCGCCUGGCGGGAGCUGGUGUGUCCCAUGGUUUGUGGGGCUUCUCUUUGCGUUUGCCCUCAGGGGCUUUCCGCCCACGGUUAGCAAUCUCUUUAGAGACAAGUAACAUCAAAAUUGUGGCACCGCAGCAAGAUGCCAAAUGCGAUUGCGAAUUGCGACAUGGAUGUCGAGCAUUACGGAGCACCACUCGGAGAAUUUCCAGGGUACCACGGUUUUGGACUGGUGAUGUGGUUUGUGACACACUUGCAUCACUGAACUUUCGCCGAGUUGAAUUGAUCGAAAAAAAUUGGCGUGGCCAAAACACUGAUUGGCUGGUCCGCGCAGUUGGGCCAAAUUCCACUGAGGUCCUACAGCCUUACUUUGAAACGGAAGACGGUGAGACGAUUGAACUUCUGAUUGCCAAAGAAGCCAAACGCAGAAAAGAAAAACAUCGUUCUCAGCCUUUGAAAAGUGAGUUUCGGUUUUCAUUUCCUAAUGUUGGCAACUCGGCGCCCAAAGCCGACACCAGACUUGGCGAUUUUCAUGCCAAGGAAUUCCCGCUUCUUGUUGCCAAAGGUGCGCUUGACACGCCCUUGCCUGAUGAAAGUGGCAAAGAAAUGGAGGAACAAGAUGAGGGUAAGCGGGCCAGACGGGAUGCCCCAGCCCCGGCCGAUGCUGCACCGUGGCUUCCCGUAGGAGCCCGGAUUGUGAAAAAUGAAGGCCGUGGCGAUUGCUUGUUUCAUGCAAUUGCCGAUGCCUUGAAAGUUUUGGGUGAUGUUUGGGUAUUCCCUCAUGAUGAAUCCAAUGGGCUUGAUCCCAUGUGCCUGUUUUUCAAUGCCGCCAUUCAGCACUAUGAGUUCAUGGAUGGCCCGGUUGCCCCUGAGUUGAAGAGAUGGGCAAAAAAGCAUGGUAAGGAAAGACUCACAGGGGGAGGCGCUGGAUCUGAAGACUCACUCCGAUUGGCUGAUUUUGCGUCUGUUGACACAGAGCCCCGUUUAGCUGAUUUUGCCUCUCCAGUGAAAAGCAAGAGAUUUCGCAUUUGGGGCAAGAGUGCGCCCUCGAAUCACGGUUUUAGCCCCAAGACACGUGAGGUUCAAUUUGCUUCGCCUCCUAGACUGAUUGACGUUGAUUCACCUCCUGUUGCCGCCCAGAAACGUCAGCGUCCCCAAUACUGGCUGCGUGGCUCCAAGUUUCAGAAGGGUGCGGAAAAAGAUUUGCGUUGGGAAUGUCCACAUUGCCCGUUUGUUAUUGAGGCUGAUGGCUACAAAAAGAUUGGCCAAGCUCGUUACCAACACAAUAAGACUGCACAUGCAGGCCAAUACCAGGUUGGCCGUUUGAGGCCAAAGUUGUUAUUGCAGCAAUUGCCACCUAAUGCUGAUGUGGGGUGGCAGUGCCCUUUGUGCCAAGUUGGUUUGACUGUGGAUGAGAAAAAUUCCGUGUCCAAUGCAGUCCUGAAGCAGUUGCGGGCAAAACACCGCCGAAUUGUUCAUCCUGAUGUAUCGCUGAAACAAUGGCGGCAACUUGCUGUGCCCACGCCUGGUUCCCUGCAGUACAAACAGCAAAGGCGCAUUGCCUUGCUGAAUUGCGCGCCUGCGAAGUGCCAGCAGUUUGCUCCGGACCUUGACUCUGCCAAGUUCGAGUUCUUCGUAUGGCCUUUCUUGGUUAAUGGCAAGACAAAGUGCCAGAAGGUCAGUUUCAGAAAUGCUUGGCGUUGCCGUAAAUGUUGCCGAUGCUUCACAGUCCGCCGUGACUCCAAUGAACAUGAAUGCCGAGCUAUGUUGACGCACAAAUGCACUCUUGAUCGCAUUGCCGAGUUGGAAAAGUUGAAAGCACAGCAGUUUGCAGAUCACGGUCUCGACCAGAAAUCGUCACUGCAGGUUGUCUGCGUCGCCAUUGACGCGCUCAAAGGAUUUCACGCUUUGCUCAGUUCACCCUGCUUUGGAUUUUGUAGAGUGGGGAUUGUCUCCACCCAGCCGUUAAAGCCCAUCCAGCUUUCUGACGUGGACGAGCCGGACCGUGUGGUCGCUGCCAUCUCAGAGUUCGAGUUGCCCGACCAACAGGGAGUUCUGAAAUUGAUCGUGUGUUCGAACGCAGCGGAGUUUGCACUUCAAUCAGUGGGAUCCAAUCCUCGGGCUUGUGUUGCCAGGUCUCAGCCGUGGACCCCGGUGAAACUUCGUCCUCUGCCAAAGGCUGCUCAAGAGGUUGAGCCCAUUCUUCUGAGCCGUGCGUGCAGGCUGCAUCGGCGUUUUGUGCAACUCCAGCGCGACCCAGGUCAGGUGAAGCUACACCGCGUUUGCCUUCGCAAUUUGGUAUCACUUGCCGAUCGCAUCCCUGAAAUUCGACAUGGGCACCACUGCGACGGUCCACAGCUAGUGCAGGCAUUGUCCGACGCUUGUGUUCGAAUGGAAUCCGAACACAAGCGCUCUCGCAUUCAGGCUUGGCGGGAUAAUAUUCAUGGCAAUCUCGCGAAACAAGUGUCUUGGAUCAAGCGGCGGUCACAGCUGCUUGCAGAUAUUGCGGAAGAACCACUUGGUCCUCAAGGUUCAAUUAACGCAAUUCAUCCUGCCACUAUUGUGUCUCAACAAGAGCAGACGCUUGGCUCCUUAUGGACUUCAGUUGAGCCGCCCAAUCUCCCUGAUUUGCAACGCCUACUGCAUCAGAUGGGUGGUCAUAGUGCUCCUGUUGAUCUCAAUUUAGUUUGGGACGCCGCCAGUCUACGCAAGCUUGCGAAAUCUAUGUGUGGUAAGUCUGCAGGAAUCGAUGGUUGGUCGGCUGAAGCCCUAGUUCUGCUCCCGGAACAGUGGUGGACUGGCUUUGCAGCGCUUUGGAAUACCAUUUGGUGCACUGGUAAUGUACCGUCUAUUUGGAAAUAUGCGAGGGUCGCACUUGUGCCCAAAGAUGCUGCUGAUUGGCGCCCAUUGGCUAUCGCUUCUGUGCUGUGGCGUAUUGGUGCUUCCUUUCUGGUCAAGGGCUUACGGCCGUGGUUGUCUUCCGUCCUUGACCAUCGCGUUUCUGGAGGUGUCCCUGGACGCUCUGUCUGUCAUGCUGUUCUUCGAAUCGUGGACGCUAUCCACAAUGAUGCUCAGUGCAUUAUGGUGGCCCAGGACCUUGCAAAAUUCUUUGAUUCCCUACAGCUUGAACAGGUGAUCUUGAUUGCGAUGCACUUUGGUGCACCACCUCAGUUGGUGCCGUUGCUCAAGUCCUUUUACCACAACUGCUGGCGGCUCUUCACUUGUCCAACUCGGUUCUAUGAGCUUCAGCAGGCCCACAACCGUAGUUCGCAAUUUGAUGCCAUUUUUGCAAUUCGGUGCCGCCCCUCAAAAUGCAAACUUGCCUAUUUGUCUGGUGCAGUUGGCUCGCGUUUGGCGCAAGCCUUUGGGUAUUCUUCUUCCAGCACUUUAAAAGUGUUAGGCACGGAAAUUGAUUUCCACACAGGCGAUGUGACGUUGUCCCGCUUGUCUGUGGCUGCCAUCAAGGUGUCGUUGCAGCUAUUACAGUUUGUGGCUCCUACUUUUCGUGAUCGUAGGCGUAUUAUUCAGUCAUUAGUUAUUUCCAAGAUUUGCUGGGCUGCUGGCUUGGCAGCUGCUUCAACCGAGCAGCUGCUGACACUUCGGAAAAUGGUGUGCCAAGCUUUUGGUGGCCGCGUACUGCUUAAAGAUUCGGCGGUGUCCAUUUUGCUCGAGGUGCUCCCGUGGAACCUUGAUCCAGUUUUGGCCAGCGAGUGGGCGGCUCUGCGUGCGGCCUUCCGCUAUCACUGUCAGAAGCCUGCGUGGGUGCAGAUGUGCCGUGCAGCCUUUGUUGCAAAGAAAUGGAUGGACCUCUUUCCUCGUGCCUUCGAAGCUGUGCGUCGUCUCUCUUGGACGGUGACGCUUGAUGGUGCAUGCAUCGUUCGUCAGGAUUCUUUGGGAAUUCGUCGGUAUUUUGUCCUUGGAGUUGACAACCCCCGUAUCAUUUUUGAUUGGCUUGUCGAUGCCCAUCGCACACACGCUCUCGGCAGUACCAGGCGUGUUCGGGAGUCAUUUCAUCGCCAUGCUGAGGCUACAGCGGUGGGGCUGGAUUUGCCUGGUGUGCCGCAUGAUGCCCGGUGCCUUUUCUCCGGUCAUAAGACCAUUUUCAAUGCUAUGGGUGCUACGCUCAGACAACGCCAGAGCGCUUUGGCGUCUGGGUGCUCUUUUUGGUCGGUGCAUGGAGGCCAACGUGUCCCUGAUGAUGAUCCUCGUGCAGAGUGCAUGUGUGGAUUGCGCUACCCCAGUCGCCCACACCUGGUAUGGGCAUGUGAUGCCACUGCUGAUUUACGGGUGGGCAUCGCUCCUCCUGUGAACCGCGUGGAGGAACGUCUCUUUGGCAAAAUUAUACCUGAGUGGCCUGCGCCGCCUCCUGUGGUCCAUGGCCAUCAUGAGGCGGUUGAGUUCUUUGCUGACUGCUUGCACCACGUUGCUUGUGGUCAACGCAGUGUGUUUAUAGGAGUGGACGGCUCCAGCAAACAUGGUGUGGCAACUUUUGCAGCAGCAGUCCACCCUCACCCGGUGGCUACAGUGGUUGAUGUGGAUGGUGAAGAUCAGUCUGCUUUCCGUGCUGAAGUCAGUGCAAUUGUUUUCGCACUCACUGUAUUGCAGCGGUUUUUGCAGGAUUGGGAUUUUCCACGAGUUGUGUUUUUGAUUUCGGACUGCAAGUCCGCCUUGGAUUUGGCGCUGUCCAUAGAGUCGGCGUGUCCCCUCUUGGCCAAGCGCAUCCAAGAACUCCUGGUGGAACUCAAGGCGGGUGGCUUCCUUAUUCAUUUGUCUUGGGUGCCGGCUCAUGGCCGCGUGGCUGCGGGAUGGUCUCCCCCGGAUGGUUUGCCUGAGGCCGUUGCAAGGGGUCUCAAUCACAUUGUUGACGUGGCGGCUAAUCGGCGCAUGACUCAGACAUUAGCUUUGCUGGUGGUAUCCCCGUUGCUCCCUAAACAUUAUGGUAUUGCGGGUUUCAUCACCUCAGUGACUUGGAUUGCCUCCUACCUGUCCUUCGCAGCAAAUGCAUGCGGUGCAGCGGUGAACUCUGGUGCCCUUUGUGCUGGCGACUGGACUGCUUUGAUGGCCAACUUCGGUGAAAUGGCCACUGUAGGAGCAGCUGUGAAGGAGGACUGCGACUUCAAUAAGGACUGGCUUGCUCUCCUCAAGAUCACUGGCACUGAUGAUGCAGGACCAGGAUGGAAGACUUUCGUCCCCGCUGGUGCUAUGCCCACAGUUGAGACUGUCCAGAAGGCCGACCGAAACCGUGCUUUUGACCUGACCCAGUGCGUUGUCGCAGAUGUGACUAACGCGGCCGCUUACAUCGUGCGAGCCAUUCUCCAGAUCCGCUCGGCCGCAUCGGCCUGCCCAGAGCCAAAGCCACUUGGCUCGGAGAGGCUUCAGACAUCCACGGCGCGCUGGCUUCAGAUCGUCAACGCAGCCCAUCUGCAAUCCAUUCCGGAGUUGUCGGACGAUCCAGCCCAAGUUGCGCCGCAACCUAUUGGAGUUGCAUUGGCGUGGAAGUGUCGGUUUUGUGAAUAUGGUAUCUCCGAGCAUGAUCGCAAAGAUAUCUCUGCAGAUGUGUAUCGUGGGCUCCGGCGUGCUCACCGUCGCCAGAAGCAUCCACACAUCCCUGUGUCCGACUGGCGGAAGGCUCACAUGAUGCCCACCACGGCGACCUUUCGCCUCAAACGGCGCGCUCAUUUGCUCAACGUUGCUGCGGCAAAGAGAAAGAUCGCUCCCACUGUAUGCCCCUCCAGAAACUUCGUUCGAGUUGCCCUGGUUAGCAGGCAGCCUAUGCGGCUGGUGGCCUUACCGGGUGUCAACAUGCCUGACCGGGUUGUUGCUGCAGUUGCUGAAUUUAAGGAUCCGCAGGGUCAGUUCCAAAAAUUUGUUGUGGCGUCUUUCUAUGGCCCUGUGGCCGAUGAAGCCAUUGCUGCGCAAUUGGCUGGACAAGUAGCUGAGGUCGCUGAAAGAACCUUGGCAGCACACGCAACGUCAGAUACUGUUCCUCGCUCGGCAUCGUGGCAGCCUGGCGUUCGACCCUCUCAGCCUAAAGCUGCCCACCAGGCUGAAUCGGUCUUGCUUCGGAGAGUGCGGCGCCUUGAGCGCCGAUUACGACAUUUGCUGCUAGUCCCCCAUGUUGAUACAUUGCGCAAUAAGUGUGUUACUGGAAUUAGCCAACUUGCUCCCUCUGUGUUUGAACUUGCGGGUUAUUUGACUAUGUCCAUUGAACAGCUUACAAAUGCUGCGGAGGCGGCCGUCUCCCGCAUUACUCAAGAGGAAAAACUCGCCCGUAUUGCCGCAUGGGGCCGUCAGACACAUGGUAAUCUGGCCCGGCAAUCGGCUUGGAUUAAGUGGCGACGCCAGGUCUUGGCUGACAUCGCCAAGGAUCCGGUUCAGCCUGAUCAGCGCUUUGCUGGCAUUCAUCCAACUUCAGUUAUUGCAGAACAACAGCGUGAGUGGUCCGCACGGUGGACCCAUGAUGGUGUCUCCACGGCACCCCAAGUUGAACAGUUGUUGCACUCCUUGCCCUCUCCUCCUUUGUCUGCUUUUCCCAGUGACAUGCAGUGGACUGGGUCCAAGUUAAAGCAAAUUGCCAAAGAAAUGGUUUCCAAAGCUUCAGGGCCGGAUGAUUGGGGUGCUGCUGAUCUCAUUGUCUUGCCUGAUGGGUUUUGGGAAGCUUUGUCCCGCCUGUGGCAAAAAGUGUAUGAUACUGGCUCCAUUCCCAAGAUGUGGGCACAUGCUCGUGUCGCCCUACUGCCGAAACAACAGAUGGAGUGGCGGCCCUUGUCCAUUGCUAGUGUUUUCUGGCGCAUUGGGGCACGUCACAUAGUGUGCCAAUUGAGACCUUGGGUUGAAACUUGGCUUAAUCAUCAUGUUUAUGGCGCUGCUCCUGGCCGAUCGGUGUCUCACGCCCUUCUGCGUAUCUUGGAUGCAGCCAAUGAAUUGGAAAAUCGCAUUUUUGUUGCACAGGAUUUGUCCAAGUUUUUGACACAGUUCAGGCAGAAGUUAUUACAAUCUUUGAUCCUUCCCAAGUUUACCUGGGCGGCCGGCGUUGCUGGUUUGCCUGAGGAUCAGCUCUUGCUUGUCCGCAAACUCAUGAUUAAGGCUUUCGGAGGCCGGGUUGCCUUGCAUGAUUCGCCCAUGUCCAUUAUGCUCGAACUCAUGAGCUGGAAGUUAGACCCUGUUUGUGCGACGAAUUGGGCAGCGUUGCGAGCUGCCUGCCAGUUCUUCACCAAACCUCCACGCUGGGUUGACCAAAGCGUGCUGGUCCGCUUUCAGAAUUCCGGACAAGAUGCGUGGCAUCGCCCUUGUGCUGAUGCAAUGGAGUGGAAGAUGGGCGCGGUGCAAGCGACAGCCGUGAUCGCCUGUCUUGAUCAAGACGUCGAGGAAAUGAGGUCGCUGGCUGUGUCUGAUUGCUGGGAUAAGGGGAGCCAGAAGGCCUUGUGCGCGGCCGACAUCUCUGAUAUGGUUGCAGCUGUGACGAACGGUCCUGCUGCAGGCAUCGCAACCACCUCUGAUUGUGCAGACAUGCCCGAUCCGCUUGAAGAGGAGAAGCACUUGCCCAUGGUAGAGAAGGUUCCGCCAUGCCACGGCCUUGGAACGGCGGUUUGCAACUUGGAAGAUGACGGUGUCUCAGCACUGGC